Lasiosphaeria miniovina is the source of this 759-nucleotide messenger RNA. RefSeq lists its product as uncharacterized. The record is from RefSeq and is a predicted model, not a curated record. The transcript has a single exon. Lineage: Eukaryota; Fungi; Ascomycota; Sordariomycetes; Sordariales; Lasiosphaeriaceae. Bases 171 to 440 code for a protein of 89 amino acids.
UUCCCCCCCCCCCCCCCCCCCUCGGACCUCAACAUAUCCAUCUUUGAUCAUUUCUUCCUCCUUUUUCCUGAUUUCUAUUCUCCGCCUGUCGUUGAUUCAAUUAUGGAGACGCUUCCGUGAGCACGUGACUCUAUGGCCUAGCCUAGCCUGGCCUGGACAUAUCUCGAUGCAUGCAUACAGACAGACAGGCCCGCAUUGCUUCAAGCAGCAUCGGAGGAGUUCAUUACUUGUUCUUUGUUCUUUGUUUACUUUUUGACCUCUUUCUGUAUUCGUCCGCUUCUCCUUGUCUUUUGGGGAUAACAUCUUCACUGUGUGAGGUUGUAAGGAAAGGGAGGCUAUACUGCCGUUUUUUUUAUAUCCUUUAUUUUCUCGUCUUGCUCCUUUGCUAUCGCCAUUCUUUUGUUCUUUUCUUCCUCGUCUCUUACGCGUAUAUGUCGUAGUUGUGUUACUGUCCGUCUUUUUCUUUCUGCUUUGCUCUGCUGCAUGGGAUGGGCUUGGGUGGUUUGGGAAUAUCCAGGGUGCGUGCUCGGUUGGGCUUUGGGACUGUUGGCUGAUCGAUUAUGGAUUUCUUAUUCCCGCUGGGGCAAGCAGGUUGCUGAAGGUCUGCCUUGCCUGGGUGGGUGGCUGCUGAGGUAGUUGACUGACCGACUACCUUGUCUGGGGAGGAUUUCUUUUUCUCUGUCCUUGAGCACAGUUAGCAUAAUAUUAUCAAGGUGUUUUUGUUGCCAUUCUUUAUAUGUUUAUGUGUGAGUGAGUCCC